Messenger RNA from Chaetomium fimeti, 1869 nucleotides. RefSeq lists its product as uncharacterized. Gene Ontology annotation, biological process: DNA-templated transcription. Gene Ontology annotation, molecular function: DNA binding; zinc ion binding. NCBI's taxonomy places the organism in Eukaryota, Fungi, Ascomycota, Sordariomycetes, Sordariales, Chaetomiaceae. The record is from RefSeq and is a predicted model, not a curated record. The transcript has 7 exons. Bases 1 to 1869 code for a protein of 622 amino acids.
AUGGAAGAUGCAACGGACGGGGCCGAGUCGCCGCCUCCCGCGGGCACUUCCCAGACCCCUGUCCCUAGGGCUGCAAGUCCACCUCUCCCGCCUCAACAGACUGUGACGCCUGUCGGGCACGUAAACGAGAAGAAGAUCGACCUCAUCGAUCGUCGCCUAGACGGUGUGGUUCGGCUGCUUGAAGAGCUCAGCACGCAGCGGUCCCAGACCUCGCCAGUGCUCACCGUGCCAGCAAAACCGUCGACCACGACCACAGUUGCUUCCUCCAGCCCAUCCAGCCAUGGUGGCUAUAGCAACCAAACCCAGGUCACCGGGACCAUGGUCGAAGGGGAGUCUUCCUUGACGGCUCAGUCGGUCUUCGCCAAUGACCUCCUCCAAAAGGUCGCGAGCAGGGAUUCCCGGCCCGAGAUGCGUGAGAGGAUAGAAGCUCUCCGCCAUAUGGUCGAAACCCUGAAGAAGCAACCGGCGGCACACGAGAUGAAGUACCCGAACGCUAAGACUGUGCGGCCGCCGGCGCUCGAGGGGUGCGAACUGCCCCCUAUGGAGGCCACUCUACAAGUCCUCAAGCUUGCCAGAUCGAACAAACAGCUCGGCGUGGCCUGGUUUUUCCAGCUGUUCGGCAUGGAUCGCUUCCCAGAACUAUGUGUCGCCGUUCACAUGGCUGAGGAAUACAACGCAGCCCAAUUUCUCACCGUGAAUAUUACGCUACAUUUCUUGUUUCGUGCAUACGGCUCCCUGCUUCCGGAAAAGGAGGAGGAAUACUUCCGUUUAUCACGCCUCUGCAGCGUGAACACCGAGACGGCCCUAUCCAACUUGCCUCUGCAUUUGCCAGCAACCGACGAUGUGAUCGUCGCCCUCUCUUUUGGGGCCUACUACGCUAUCGAACUAGCGAAACCGUCUUUAGCUUGGAUCCUGUCAUCAAAAGCAUCUGAGCUGUGCCAGUCUCUUGGUUAUCACCGGAGUGCGACAUUCACCAACGAGUCUCCUGAAGAGGUCCAGUCCAAACAGUUCCUCUUUUGGGGGGUGUACACCAUUGACAAAAGUCUCGCGCUUCGCUUGGGGCGGUCAUCGACGAUACAAGAUUACGAUGUCACUGUGCCUGACCCAGGGGCCGACGCGAGCCCUGGCGCGAGCGAAUAUCCCAUCGCAUGCUUCUUUGGCUUGUGGGUUAUCGCAUCCAGGAUUCACGGCCAGAUCUACGAACUGCUGUAUUGUCCAGAUGCUAUCGCCCAACCAGACCCAAUCCGGAAAUCACGCGCGCAGUUGUUGCUAGAUCAACUAGGGGAGCUUGAUGCUUCGACCCGCGACACGGCGGCAAAAUGGGACCAGUUUUCAAGAGCAACAGCUGGUGAGGACACCACCGACUUUUUCCUCUUGUCAGAUCUCGUUCUCCGGCUGUCGACUCGGACCCUGAUCCACCGAGCCGUACCUAACCCCCCCGGCUCUCCGACAACGUUCACGGAGCCGUGUAUCCAAACGGCAAGGGAGACGCUCCGCUGCCACCAAGAAUGUAUGGCCGUGGUAGACAGGAACGCCGUCGGACUCUUUUCAACGUACAUGAACUGUGUUGCAUCACAAUACCUCGAGUCUCAAGCGGGAGCUGCUAGGGAUGAGCAACAGGCGAGCACAGUAGACAACUGUCUGGCUGCCCUCGGCUUUCCAUCCCAGCCGGGGCCGGGGUUCCAGGAGGCGGCAUACCCGACGGGUAACGCCACCGACGCCAGCGAUCCGGCGUUCCAGAGGGGUGUUAAUCCGAUGAUCUGGAUGGGAAACGGGACUGAGCUCGAAGACUGGUUUUACAACAAUGAGCAGAUGAUGCACAUUCUAGAGGAUGGCUUCCCGGAAGGAGGCGGAUGGGGAACUACCUAG